Messenger RNA from Salvia hispanica, 1098 nucleotides. The record is from RefSeq and is a predicted model, not a curated record. Lineage: Eukaryota; Viridiplantae; Streptophyta; Magnoliopsida; Lamiales; Lamiaceae.
GUAGUGUGGUUUUUGAUAUACAAAUUUCGAAGAAGGCAUUUGUCCGUAUAUGAGGGAGUAGAGUCGUUCCUGCAAAAUAACAGCAAGCUCGCUCCAAUCAGGUAUUCCUAUUCGGAGUUAAAGAAGAUGACGAAGAAUUUUGAAGAUAAACUAGGACAAGGAGGCUACGGUUCUGUUUACAAAGGAAAGCUACGAAGUGGCCAUUUUGUUGCAGUUAAAUUGCUAGGAAAAUCCGGAGCAGAUGGGCAAGACUUCAUUAAUGAAAUAGCAACUAUUGGGAGGAUCCAUCAUGUAAAUAUUGUCCACCUUGUUGGAUAUUGUGCUGAAAGAUCCAAGCGUGCCCUCAUUUUUGAUUUCAUGCCAAAUGGUUCCCUUGACAAGUAUGUCUUCCAACGAGAGAAGUACACUUCAUGGGACUGGGACAUGAAAUUUAAGAUUGCAGUUGGAGUGGCUCGAGGGAUGGAAUAUUUACACCAUGGUUGCGACAUCCAAAUCUUGCAUUUUGACAUUAAACCUCACAAUAUACUUCUCGAUGAUAAGUUUGUCCCAAAAAUAUCAGAUUUUGGUCUGGCAAAAUUAUGUGCCGCAAAGAAAGAGGCCGUGACUUUGACAGCUGCUAGAGGUACUAUAGGGUAUGUUGCUCCUGAACUUAUCAAUCGAAGUAUUGGUAGUGUGUCUUACAAGGCUGAUGUGUAUAGUUAUGGGAUGUUGUUGAUGGAGAUGGUGAGCUUGAACAAAAACUUGCCACAAAACAAGGAUGGAUCUAGUAAGUAUUUUCCUAACUGGAUAUACGACUACUUGAACCAAAGUAGAGACAUUGACAUUGAAAAUACUGAUGAAAAUGAUGAUAGAAAAAUUGGCCGGAAGAUGACCAUUGUUGCUUUAUGGUGCAUACAAAUGUGUCCAGACAGUCGCCCAUCAAUGAAUAAGGUGUUGGAUAUGUUAGAAGGUGGUGUCGAACAUUUGCAGAUUCCUGAUUAUACAACGUAUGUGGCAAGAAAUGAGGAAGAAAGUUGGGGUACAGAUUCAAAUGAUUCCAUAUCAGUGUUGCAUGAUGAUAAUGGUAGCAACAUUAUUGAAAUUUUAAGUAACGCUUGA